Molecule: messenger RNA, 252 nt
Organism: Amoebophrya sp. A25
Lineage: Eukaryota; Dinophyceae; Syndiniales; Amoebophryaceae
Source: the annotation of a GenBank genome assembly
CCAGGAGACGGCGCAGGAGGAGACAACUCCAACUCACCGCAACAUCAUGGAACAAAUGAAGGUGGUGCUGUUCUUAGCCGAGAGGAUCAUGGUGAAGAAGAAGGCGUUUUUGAGCCUCAGUAUGAUGAGAAUGGUAACAUGAUUGUUGAACUAGACGAAGAAGGGAGGCCUGUAUUGGAUGGUGAAGGAGCAGGGUGGAGGAGACCGAUUAGUGGAGGCACGACUGGGACUCCUCAACAGAGCAGGACUGGG